ACCGGCCAACGGGCGACUCCCCCAGUCCCCACCACCUCCCCCACUUUCUCCACACUCCCAUCUCAUAUCAGCAGUUUCCUUGUGAAUCCAACACCCCCGCUCCUCCGCAUCUUCCGCCAUUUCCUUCAUCCAAACACCGUCCGCUGCUCCAUCUCCCGCGCUCCCCUCCUCUCCCCGCCGUCGCCAUGGAUCCCCACCCCACCCCCUUCCGAGCGAAGCGGAAGUCGGUUGCUGCGCCGGCAAAGACGCCAGCGCCGAAGCCCAAGUCCGUCACCACCGCGCGCGGGAAAAUGACCACCUCCGCCACCACCAGCGCCGUCUCCGGCGGGGCUGCUCCCCAGCCACGGCCACGGCGCGCGUUCGGCACUGUCCGGAGCAGCAACCCCCUGGCCGAGAAGCCGGCCCCGCCGCCGCCGCAGAAGCAUUCAAAGCUGUCGCCCCCGCCCCCGCAAAAGCCUUUGAAGGUGUCGCCGCCGAAGCUGCAGAAGCCUGCGGCAAAGUUGUCGCCUCCGCCUCCGCAGAAGACUGCCAAGGUUUCGCCGCCACCUCAGCAGAAGCCCUCGAAGCUGUCUCCGCCGAUUCCGGCCAAGGCGGCCAGGCCUUCUCGUCCCGCAGAAAAGCCACUGAAGAAAGCUUGCCCAGCGCCCCCGGAUCUGGCGGCCAAGGCCAAGAAGAAGAGCCAGAGGGUGAGCUUCCAGGAUGACGUGGCAGCGCUGGCUGUCCCCGGAAGCGGGGAGAAGGUCAAAGCCACCGAAGACUCUGCUGGGCGCACGCCUAUGGUGCCUGUCAAAGCCCUGGAGAAGAAGCCGGCGAAGGUUGUGGCCGCAGAGACCCCGUUCUUCAGCGCUCAGAAUUGCAGCAGCUGCACGCUUGAUCAGCUCGAGUCCGCCUCCUACUGGCUGGCACAGAUCCACCUGGCCGAGUCUGUUGGCAAGCACAAUGUCUCUGCGGCAUUCUUCCGCCUUGCAUUUGAAUGCCAAGCUCAGCCAUUUCACAGGAUCCGAAGUGAGCUCAGGAACUAUGUGGUGCGCCAUGAGAGUGCUAGCACUUUGACCCCUUUAUUCCAUGAGCUCCUGGUUGCCCAUGCCAUGGCAGUGAACCAACUAAAGUUUGACACUGAUGGUUCUGAAAGGGUGGAUACACCUGCAACUACAAAUACAGUUGAUCAAAAGCUCGAUGCUACCACACUGGUGCAUGAAUGCUCUGAACGUGAUUGUGGUGGUGAUCUUGUUGAUGUGGGGGAAGUCAGUGUUAUCAAACAAGGAGAGGAAGAGAUGGACCAACCGAGCUUUGAGCAGAAACUGGAUGCAAGUUUUGCAUUUGAUGAUUGUGAGGCUGUCAUCGUGGACCGGCUAGCGGAAGAACAUUCUGAAUUCGAAAAGAUUAUCGGUGUCAAAGGUCCUUGUGACAGUGAAACAGUCCAGUCAGCUUGUCGCUCUUCCAUCGACAGGCUGAGCUUGAGAGGACCCCCUCUAGCAAGGGGAGCAUCUGAAAGACGCCUCUCGUCAGAGAGCCAUUUAGAUAAAUUGUCUCCGUCUGCAGGGAGCUUGUCUGCAAAGCGCUCAUCAUCAUCUGGUAGCCCUUUCAACAACUCUCCGUUCUGCCGGGGCUCAUUACAGAGGUUCACAUCCAGUUGCCCUUCUUCUAAGAAGUCCUCCGCUAAAGGCGGCCUGUCCUCAAAGCGGAUAUCAUCUGGUGGCUGCUCUGAUGGGGAGCCUAUUGAUACUGCUGGAGCUGGUGAUUCUAGCAGAGUGAUUGAGGAAGGGGAAGCUGGUUGUCAUGCUACAGAGCUGCAUGCAGUUGAACCGAUGAAAUUGAAAGAGCAUGGGGAGUAUGAUGAUGCUGCCAUUGAUGAGACCCAGUAGCUGCUGGAGAUGGAGCCACGACGACCUCAAUGAACUAAUAUAAAGUUACCGUAGAUGCUGUCUAGUCUAGUUUGAUUAUGCGUGUGUUGUGUAUGCUGCGAGUUAGUUUGCAACUCUCAAUUGCUUAGUUUGCUCUGUUUUUGUGAGCAACGAUCAUCACGCUCUGAUGAUCUUUGAGGGGCUUGACAGGUUUAGCGUGUGUGCUGGCUGCGUGAAGUGAUGUGGUGCUUGCUCUUGGUUGAUACGGAAAUCAACCAAACCUUUUGGAUUUCAGAUUGUAAGCGGAGCGGAGUUCCGCCUAUGUAUGACCUUGUGAAUACUAGUACUACUAUGCUUUGCCUUCUUCUCA
This is a messenger RNA of Aegilops tauschii subsp. strangulata, 2214 nucleotides long. RefSeq lists its product as uncharacterized. Lineage: Eukaryota; Viridiplantae; Streptophyta; Magnoliopsida; Poales; Poaceae. The record is from RefSeq and is a predicted model, not a curated record.